UUUCUAGGCCAAUUUAUAGCCAUCCGCGCAGGCGCAAUCGUACUCGAAACCAUCUCUCCAUCUAUCCUUUUUCAAUUAAAACUUGCAAGUUAAAAAUAAAAAAUAAACUAAAUUUCUCGUUUAAAUUAAAGAUUAACAACACCAUCAACUACCAACACCAAAACAAACAAUUAUUUACAAUCAGCCUUAGGCCCAAAAAUUUUUAACCAAAUAAACUCCUUAAAUUGUUCCCUAAUUUUGAAUGAAGAUAAAUCAUAUAUAAAUUCAAUAAAACUCAAAAGAAUUGUCCAGAGGGAUUUAAACGACUUGAAAAUUGAUUGUAAUUCGAUUAAAAAUCGGUGGAAAUUUUUUCAGAAUUUUGGGGAAAUUUCUGAUGAAGAAAAACGGUUUCCUAUAGCUUUUGCUAGGACUGUUUAUAGGGAUUAUUUAAUGCUUGAACAAAUGUUAUCUGUUGAAUAUGCACCCCAUAAUGUUUAUUGUUAUUCUUUGGACAGAAAGGCUGACAAAAAGUAUUUUUAAAAUUUUAAUUUUUAACAAAUUAUGUCAAAAUGUCGAAAAUUUAAAUGUCAUAGUUUCAAAAUGUCGAAUGUCAAAAUGUCAAAUUUCAUAAUGUCGAAUUUCGAAAGGUCAAAUUUUCAAAAUGUCGAAAAUCGGAAUGUCGAAAGCAAAAUGUCGAAAUGUCGAAUUUCGAAAUGUCAACUUUCAUUUUGCCAAAAUUUUCAUAAUGCCAAAAUCUCAAAACGCCAAAAAAUUUCCCUUAAAUAUCCCUCAAUUUUUUAACAGAUUCAAGGAACGCAUCCGAGCCCUCUCCCGUUGCUUCUCUAAAAAUGUGUUUGUUUCUGAUGAAGAAUACAAUGUCUACAGCAGCGGUAAAAAUGUCAGUCGCUCACAUUUAUCGUGUCUUGAAAAAUUGAAUAAAAGGAAAGAAGACUGGAAAUAUGUUGUUUUACUGCAGAAUCACGAUUUACCUCUACGUACCAACGCUGAACUUGUCCGCAUAUUUAAAGCAUACAACGGAACAAACGAUAUCGCCACAAAAAAUAUUGUAAAAAACACGGUUGUUAAAUCGCUGGAUUGGUCAUUGAAAGGAUUGCGGCUUUACAGAGACGGUUUGGAAAAUGCCUACCCUCCAAACAUUAAACAAUUAAACCACACAAAAUCUUUAAAUUUAAUUGUCCUGUCUAGAGCUGCUGUUAAUUUUACUCUUAAACAGUUGAAUGUUUACCCGUUUAUUGACCAGUUGGAAAAGAGUAGAUAUGGAAUGGACGAGGUUUUUUUUUUAUUUUUUUUUUAA
Messenger RNA from Meloidogyne enterolobii, 1294 nucleotides. The record is from the annotation of a GenBank genome assembly. NCBI's taxonomy places the organism in Eukaryota, Metazoa, Nematoda, Chromadorea, Rhabditida, Meloidogynidae.